Molecule: messenger RNA, 3357 nt
Organism: Epithele typhae
Lineage: Eukaryota; Fungi; Basidiomycota; Agaricomycetes; Polyporales; Epitheliaceae
Exons: 8
Coding region: 1-3357 (1118 amino acids)
Source: RefSeq, a predicted model, not a curated record
AUGGCUGCCCUUUCCAAUGCCCAAUCCGACUUUGAGGCAACUGGUCUCAAGGUUCUCACCAACAAGGAUCACGGCGACAAGUCACAGGUCGACAAGGCAUUCCUCGGCAUGUGCAUGAUCUCCGUCGCUGGUCCCAAUGCGGUCGCCUUCGCCCACAAUGUUGGUGUAAACCGAACUACAAACCAACAUCAUCACCCCAUCCGUAUUGCUGUCCAUCGGGAGUCUAUCAACCCCACCUUAGUCUCCAAGACAUGGCCCAACGGCAAGAGCGACAACCCACCCACUCUCAAGAUCCUUCAAGGUGGCAAGGUGGAGCUCCUCGACGGCAACCAUCGUGUUGAGGCCGCCAAGCUUCACUCCCAGAUGAUGGUCGAGCUCAUCACCUUGAAGAAGCUGGAGCUCAGGAGCUCCGAAGUCAAGCACAUCACAGGACCAGAGGACCUCAAAGCUCUGGAGCACGAGGUGGAGGUGUUGACCAAUGCCCUUGCCGGCACGUACUGGUGGGUGGCGGAGGUGUACGAUCUGGACGCGCCAAAGGACAUUCUCCUGAAGCUGUCCGAGAAUGCCACCGGUCCCGUCCUGCCCCAGACCCCUUCUGAACAACUCUGGGCUGCUGCACGCCAAGUUGCUAACCACAUCAAUAACCCUGCGAAUGGCAUCAGCGAGGAGGACCGACGCACUCUCCCACCCAAGGUGCUGCAGGAAGCUCUCGGCAAUGUCACUGUCAAGAACAACCGCAAGAACCUCCUGAUGAGCAAGCCGGCAACCUGGGCAGUUGUUCAACUCGCUGUCGAGUUUUCCUACUUUCACAAGGAGGACGUCAUGCCGACCACAAAGUGGAUCGAAGAGAACUCAAAGGGCGGCCACUUCGGUCACGGCAUUGGCUUUCUUCGGAUGCAAAUGCUGCACGAUGGGUUCAGAAAGCUGGCGCUCAUCGCCUCCUACGACAAAUGGACUGCACCGGGUGUCACAGCCACCACCAAGGCCUACAACAAGGCCGUCACGGAGCAAUGGGCACAAGUCAAAGAAAGGCUUGCCAAAGACAAGGAUGUCGACUUGCUGGUGCUGGAGCCUUUCAAGAAGGACGACAAGAAGGACAAGUCCUGGACCUCUGCUACCACCGCAUACGAGCAGCUCGUGGAGAGGUUCACCAAGAACGGGGUUUGCCACGAGGUGUGGCCGCCUGAGCUACUCGAGAAGCUCGACGGUGUCUUCGUCAAACACCUCCAGCACUGCACGCACGAGUUUGGGCAGCUUGAGUCUGUGGAGUGGUCUCGUGGUCUCAGCAAGUAUUGGCCCGACGUGCUCGUGAUGUGCAAGUCGUACUGGGAGGCCCUCAUCGAGCAAGCUGACACUGACAAGCUCUCCGACAAUGCCAAGGGUGCACUUUCUUAUGCCUAUGACAAGUUGGUGUGGGUGUCGACCCUGUCGCAAAAUGGGUCAACCUUUGUGCUGCCUUUGCUCAGCAAGUCAGCACUCUCAGCGAUGAACACGAUGCUGCUCAAUAUCCAGAGCGGUGUGAACUGGCUCACCCUUAUGAUGGAUCCUGUUGCUCCCUUGUCCUCUCGUCUCGAUGGCACCCCCGACGUUUGGGACCUCUCGUCGGUUCUCAACAAGGACCUGCAGGCGGCCUCCUUCCUUCCAUCCUCUCGUCUGUUCUUGAUCCAUUUCUGGAACUCUGUCCUGUCCGAGUCUAGGUCCCUCAAGUUUAUCGGCAAGAAGUUCGAGCAGCAUCUCACUCCAGUCCAUUACAACAUCCUGUCCUCCCACCUCAAGGCCCUCAUGCAACAUUGGGACCACAUUGUAGGUCCCCUCAAUGUUGGCGAGCAGCUCAGCAAGUCCAACGAUGCCAAGGUCGCUGCCCCCCACGCUGAGGAAGACCACGAGCACGUCAAUUUGGGCUCUUCAAGCAAAGGGAAGGGCAAGGGCAAACACGUCUCGGUCAAGCCCAAUUGCAAACUGGCACACGUCAAGUUGCCUGACAACCAUGACUGGGCCAACAUCCUGUACACCGGAUAUCAUGCUGUCUGUCGCUCCAUCUCCGACGUCAAUGGCAGGAGCUGCCACUCCCAAAUGGAGUCCCUGGGUCCUCACGCGCGGCUCGAGCAGGGCGUGUACUUCCAUCCGAAAACCUUGGAAGACCUGCCCAUCCUCCGACGCCUUGAGAUGUGCUCCUGGUCCUAUCACGUUCUCACCGGAUCGAGUCGCAACAUGAAGCAACGCGCCGGAGCGCUGGUCAUGUUCAUCGCACUCUUCGAUGUGGUGUUCCAGGAGGCUGUCGCGCCUGUGCUGGUGGAACACCUCGCAGUCAUCUCACUGAAACGGAUCGUCAACUUCCUCCGUGUCCACACAACGCCACGCCCUUUCGUCGCUCCUCCUGGUCUCAAAGAGCUCCCGAAUGCCAAUGGCGACGUUGUGUACUACAUCCCUUGGUUCUGGCCCACGCUGUCACAGGCCACUCGUGCGGCGCGUGUCCGCCUGGAGCCAACCAUAGAGUCUCAAAAUGAAGGCCCGGACCUCUGCAAGUUCUUGACCCAGCACCUCAAGCACAUGCACAAGACCCUCAUGAAGUCCCCGCUCCUGGCCUCUGAGCUCGAGGUGAACCCCAAGGACAGCAAGUACCGCACUAAGGACGGCUUCCUGGACCAUGUCGUCAUCCAGAAGUUCAAGGAGCUCAUGAUGGCCAUGGUGGUCAACGCUUCUCGCAUCGCCGCGCGUGCAGAGGGGAUUGAGGGUGAUUGGGUUUACCCGUUCAAGCGAAACGACUCGUUGCACCCCCUGCCCGACCUCCAUGUCGACGAGAACAUGCUUGUGACCGACAGGGACGCGUUCGAAAGCCUCCAGCAGUACAGGGAGACCGCUCCAGACCGCCAUGACCUCGAGCCUCUCGAGCAGAUCUUCAACGAGAUCAACAACGCUAUCAUGCGGCCCAAGAAUUCUGUGACUCCCUACGAUGUCAUGCGUCUCAUCGGACCCGUUCAGAUUCGGACCGGGGAUGCGUUGGAACUCGCUGAGAAGAUCCAGGAAGACUCCAUGGAUGUCAACACCCUUGACGACAAGAGGCGUGGUCAGUGGACGAUCAAUAAUCUGGACCAUGACCAAAAUUCAUCCGACGAUUCCAACUAUGAGUAUCCAUAUGCCCUCACCUUUUCAGGCGAGCGUUUGCCUGACCAGGAUCCGGAGCUCCCCUCUUCCCCCUCAUCCUGCUCCCGUAACUCCCAAUCAUUAGAGUCUGGUGGAGAAGACACCAACUGGGAUGCCACUCCUAUCAGUAACAACUUGGGGUCAGUAGAGAAGGUGCAGGAGAAGCAAUACUCGAAGGCAGAGCGCAAGCGACCUCGAUGCAAGUUGUUUUAA